This is a messenger RNA of Tarenaya hassleriana, 1110 nucleotides long. RefSeq lists its product as uncharacterized. NCBI's taxonomy places the organism in Eukaryota, Viridiplantae, Streptophyta, Magnoliopsida, Brassicales, Cleomaceae. The transcript is spliced from 8 exons. The record is from RefSeq and is a predicted model, not a curated record. Bases 161 to 814 code for a protein of 217 amino acids.
CCUCGACACUUUUCAAUUCAUAAGAGUCCCCUUCCCUCCAUCAAAACUCAAUCCAAAACCAAGACCACGCCAAUUCCUGAAGUUGAUACCGAUUUGUCAUUAUUCAAUCUGAUAUUCGCUUUCUGAAAUUGAGCCACGAAGUUUCAAAUUCCCAAAAAAAAUGGUAGACGAUGGGGAAGAACUCGAACCGCUAUUUGAUUACCAUCGAGUUCAGCCGAUGAACUUCGUUUGCAUCGACGAUGAUGAAUUGGAUUCGCCGGUGAAGCCAGCGCCAAAAAGAGCGAAAGCCUCUGAAACUGUAGUCGAAAAGGCUGAUGAAGAUGUGAAAGUGAUUACGGUAGCCGUGGAUGAGGAUUGGUUGCCUCCUCCUCCCAAGGUUAUCUCGAAUGGAGGUGAUCUGUCAGAAUUCCGGUUGUCUUACAUGUCCUGGUGCAAGUUGAAGAGGCAGGAGCUAUUAUCAUUCACGAAAACAGCAGAAGAUGUGAUGCGAGAAGUCGAGACAUCUUCUAGAAGGAAGGUAGAUCUAUUCUCUGAUCCUUCUUCAGAGGUUGCUGGUAAGACCCUGCAAGAGCCUCAGAAUGGGAGGGUUAAGAUUGUUAUCAAAAUUCAGGACAAAGAUGGACCACAGCAAUAUCGUGUUUACGCGGAUGAGAAAUUCGAGCGGCUCUUCAAAAUGUAUGCUGAUAGAGCGAAGCUUAACCCACAAAACCUUGUGUUUUGUUUUGAUGGGGACAAGAUUGAUCCAACAACCACUCCUGAUACCCUCGGGCUGGAGGAUGAUGAUAUGAUUGAAGUGCACACCGUGAAAAGCUGACGAGAGGGGGGAUGAUGCCAAGCAAGAGGGGUGACAUCAAUCCAUCUCUCUGUGGCCGUGAAUCUCUGCGGGAUGGAAGCUUUGGACAAGUUCUUAAUUUGGAGAAUUCUGCAUCUCUUUGGUAUCAUUCGGAAAAGGAUGGAUGCGGCAUAUUUUCUCUGUUAGAACAUGUUGUUCGUAUGUGGUCUGACCCAGCAAUAUCCCUGUGGUGAUGCCAAAUUUUCUGUAGCCAGCUUAACCAAGUAGUCUGUAAAACCCAUGUCAUUUUGUUUAUUCGUAACCGGUCGGUUAGGUUU